This is a messenger RNA of Drosophila montana, 1357 nucleotides long. Its product is annotated as phenoloxidase-activating factor 2-like. Bases 175 to 1176 code for a protein of 333 amino acids. Gene Ontology annotation, biological process: proteolysis. Lineage: Eukaryota; Metazoa; Arthropoda; Insecta; Diptera; Drosophilidae. Gene Ontology annotation, molecular function: serine-type endopeptidase activity. The transcript has 2 exons. The record is from RefSeq and is a predicted model, not a curated record.
GGAAAUCCUCUUGUUUCCUUUCGUUUUUCCCUAUGUUUUUUUCUACCCGCUGCUCUUCUGUGUCCUGAAGCGGAGGUAAAGAAUUCUAUUGGGAACAUUUUCUGUAAAUUAUUUUCAAAUAAUUGUGGCGACAAGCCAGCGACUGUUUCCAAAGCAAAAUCAUGUGGAUAUAAUAUGGAAUGUACGCCCCGAUACUUGUGUGAUGAUACUAAUGCCGUAAUCAAAGAUGGAAGAGCUCUAAUUGAUUUUCGCGCAGCCGUAUUCUCAAGAAAAGACAGUCAGGUCUGUGACUGGUCUGAAGUAUGCUGUUCGCUGGCUGAUAAGAGAUCGAUUCGGGAGAAGGAAUACACGACGAGAGGCUGUGGCUAUAGCAAUCCGAAGGGCGUCCGAAUAACCAUAGAAAAUGCUGACGACAAUAAUUCGCAAUUUGGCCAAUUCCCGUGGAUGGUGGCCAUUCUGAACAAGAAUUGCUCCAGCAGCCAAUGUGCAUAUGAAGUUCUGGGCGGUGGCAGCCUCGUGGCGCCAAAUGUAGUUGUGACCGUUGCUCACAUCUUCAACAGGGCUUCCUCGGCUUCUAAUCUCUUGGUGCGGGCUGGCGAAUGGGAUAUACAAAGCAUGGCUGAAGCUUUGCCUCACGAGGACCGCAAAGUGAAGACGAAACUCAUUCACGAGAGCUUUAAUGUGGAAACCGGCUACAAUGACAUAGCUCUACUUCUGCUGAGUACACCCUUUAAACUGAACGAGCACAUUGACAUCAUCUGCUUGCCGGGACGGCAGCUCUUCGUCGAUUCGAGCCGCUGUCUCGUCACAGGCUGGGGCAAACGUAAUCUCGAUGAUCCAGGCUAUCCACACAUAUUGAAGAAGAUCGAAAUGCCAUUGGUGAGUGAUGCCAAGUGCCAGGCACAGCUGCGCAAUACCCGCCUUGGCCCCUAUUAUGAGCUGCACAGCAGUUUCGUCUGUGCCGGCGGCGAGAAGGACAAGGACGCCUGUUUUGGUGAUGGCGGCGCCCCCCUUAUCUGUCCCACUAGCACCCAGUCUACUCGCUAUAACCUGGUCGGCAUCGUUGUCGGAGGCGUGGACUGUGGCAAUGAGAAUGUGCCCGGACUCUAUGCAAAUAUUCAUAUGCUGCAACCCUGGAUCGAAGCUAAGCUUAAUCAGUUUUCAAUAACAAAUUGAAUUAAAAGCAAGUAGGAGGCUCUAGUCGGGAGAAAACCCUGAACCCUCUUCUUCCAACACCAAAUGCUUCAGCAGUAAUCAAAAUUAAUUCAAAAAGAAAACAAAGUGUCUCCUCGAUAGGUCUCGAGCUCGUAAUAUACCGAACUACUUGCAACUCAUUCAUCGCUUAUAUAUUCGCUUG